AUGCUCACACCUGUAUUCUGGAUCACUCAAGACGACGACGCGCUGCUCAUCCGUAUUCGUGCUCCGCACGGAAAUAUCGCCGAGCUGGACUAUGAUCACGGCGAUUAUAUGUUCGUGUUCACGUGUCCGCCUUAUUUUUUGAGAUUACACUUUAAACAAAUGGUCGAGGAGUACGGUAGCGGAAAUGGAAGCGUCGAGUGGAAAUCCGACGAAGGCGAAUUUCACAUAAAAGUCCCGAAAAUGCACAAAAAAGAGCAUUUCUCGAAUUUGGACAUGAUUACGGAGCUGCUAACGCCUAGUACAACACACCACCAACCACACGGAAAUCAACUUGUCGAGGAAAUGGACGAUUCUGAAGACGAUGAUGAAGGUGAUGGCUCGGAAUUUCUAGUGGAACAGCAGCCAGCAGCAGAGCCCGAAGAGCCGAAAAGUGAUGGAAAAAUCGAAAAAUUCGGCUAUGGUUUCGGUUGGAGCAAGUUUGGAGUUAUUGAGAGGCUCAGAGAUGAAAUCGGCAAAAUUGUGGAUAUUUUGGAGCCCGAAAAUGUGGAAAUUGAGAAAAGAGCCGACAAAUUGAUGGAAUUCGAUUGGGAAAACUUUGAUGAAGGCAGAUAUUUAGCCGACACCCUGGAGCCUGAGGAGGAGCUUCUCGCUGUAAUUUCAUCGAAAUUUGCUCAAAAACUCGAGAUUUCUGACGAAGACCGCACCAAACUGAAGGAUUUGAAAAAGUCGAAAACGUCAGCAAAAAUCAAUGGAAAUGACGUGGAAAUUAUGACGUCACUAAUCGAUAUUGUCUUUGGAUAUUGCUACGAUCAACGUGUUAACGAUUGGGAAUCCGCGUGUGAAAGUGGAUGGAAUUGCGCUAAACUUUCGCCGAGCUUGAGCUUUUUCGCCAAAUUUUCCAGUGUUAAAGAGUGUCUCCUCGCGUGCACCCGCCGUGCACUCACCUACCCACUCUACCGUAGCUUCCAACUCACGCAACGUGUCAUUCAGGACGUUUGCCACGUCAUCACCGCCGGCGGUGGCCGUCCCGCCCUCCUGCACAUUCUAUGCGAUUUACACCGAAUUUUCAUCGAAUCCGGAGAAUUUCGCUACAUUUUGAACGAUUUAAUGAUUGCCGACUACAUUUUCUGGAUUCAAACUGUGCCCGACGAGAUUCUGACGCGAAUUCAGACGGAUUUGACGGAAAUUUCGGGAAAAAUCGAUAAAUACGAUAUUGGAUGGGAUUUGGAGGUGUUGGAAGCCGAGGCGAAACUGGCGAAUACUCAACUUGACAGCGAUGAUGAGCCCGAUAAUUGAUAUGAUUUUUAGAAAAAUCGAUAAUUUAUCGAUUUUUUUUUUCAAUUUUUUUGUUAUUUUCUAUUAUUACCCACAUUAAUUGAUUUUUCCGCUAAAAAAUCGAUAAUUUCACAAUUUUUUCUGUUGUUGCACACUUUGUUGAAUUCUAAAAUAAUUACU
Caenorhabditis elegans is the source of this 1455-nucleotide messenger RNA. RefSeq names its product Protein SHQ1 homolog (gene shq-1). Lineage: Eukaryota; Metazoa; Nematoda; Chromadorea; Rhabditida; Rhabditidae. The record is from RefSeq and is marked reviewed. Gene Ontology annotation, biological process: box H/ACA snoRNP assembly.